Ictalurus punctatus (channel catfish) is the source of this 2040-nucleotide messenger RNA. RefSeq names its product nuclear envelope integral membrane protein 1 (gene nemp1). Gene Ontology annotation, cellular component: nuclear envelope. NCBI's taxonomy places the organism in Eukaryota, Metazoa, Chordata, Actinopteri, Siluriformes, Ictaluridae. Bases 153 to 1493 code for a protein of 446 amino acids. The record is from RefSeq and is a predicted model, not a curated record. The transcript has 9 exons.
UGAUUUAAUGAGAAUAAUACAAAAAGCCUGUAGUUCUUGGGUCUCGCCUGCAUGUCCGCUUCCGCUCGGCAGAGGGCGAUGGUGAGUCAAGCGACGCUGUUGCUGCACUGCGAGCUGCUUGAAGUCGCUGACGAAGAAGUGAAGGCAACAAUAUGGCGGGAUGCAUGAAAAUGAAGGAAGAGUUUCAUUCUGGAAACGUUAGAACGAGAGGCGUCGCGUUUAUUGUUUUGCUUUUUAUUCAACUUUUUGAGCCCACACUCGCUACACGCAGCAUUAUCGAUAUUAAAGAUGGACAAGCGGUGAGAUCCUUUGAAGCUGAACACUUUUGCUACAUCAACCCAACCCCUGCUCCUGGAUGGAAGGAGACCUGGACAAGGAUCCAAGUCAAAGUCUGGAGCGCCAAGGAGCUGAAGGUGAUGGUGGUAAAGGAUGAAGAGGAGCUGGAGGAGCUUGAACAUUUCAGUUUCUGGUCCAUGGUGCAGCACUGGAUGCACGAGAAGACUAACGAGACCACUGUGAGCAUCAGCCUUUUCAGCCAGAAGACCUGUUUCCGCGUGGAUCCUUCAGAUCACUUCGUGUCGUACACAGUCAAAUCCAGCCGAAAAUUUGACAUCUACCUGUUUGUGGUGUUCCUGGCUGGAGUCCUGCUGUUCUUCUUCGCAGAUAUACUCAGCAGGAGUCAGGUGUUCUACUACUCGGCAGGAAUGAGUACAGGCAUGAUAGCCUCCCUCAUCAUCCUCAUCUUCAUCCUGGGACGUUUUUUACCAAAGAAAAGUCCUUUCUACUUGCUGAUUGCGGGAGGCUGGUCCUUCUCUUUGUACGUGAUCCAGCUCGUGUUUAAGAACCUGCAGCUCAUCCUCAAAGAGCACUGGCACCUGGCUAUAGGCUACGCCACAGUCGUGGGGUUCGUCAGCUUCGCGGUGUGUUACCGCCACGGGCCGCUGGUGGAGGAGCGCAGUAUUAACAUCCUGUCCUGGACACUGCAGAUAUUCGGCAUGCUGCUGAUAUACGCUGGCACUCAGGUCCAGCAGGUGGCGCUAGCAAUCAUGGUGGCUGCUUUCUGCUCGAAGAACCUGGAGUACCCAAUAACCAUGGCAUUUAGUCUGUACAAGAAGCUGAAGCUGAAGCUGCACUGGAAACCGGAGCCUCGACGCCUGUUGACGGAGGAGGAGUACCAAAAACAGGCUGAGGUGGAGACUCAGAAAGCUCUGGAAGAGCUGAGGAAGCAGUGCAGUAGUCCCGACUUCAGCACCUGGAAAACCGUGUCCAGACUGCAGUCUCCCAAGAGGUUUGCAGAGUUCAUCGAGGGCUCUCCACAUCUGAUGCCCAACGAAGUCUCAGUCCAUGCUCAGAAGUACGGUUUGGGCGGAUUGCUGUUCGAGGAGGAGGAGUUCUCCACAGACGAGGAAGACGAGGGAGAAGCAUGGCGGACCGAGGAGGACGAGAAACCUAACGCGUCUUCGCCCUGGAGAAACACUGAGAGAAAGAAUUGAGAUGGGGAAAUAAACCGCAGCAGGUGCCUGAAGGGGUCCUGAGACUGUAGCGACGUGAAAGUGAAGAUGCAAAGCCAUACAUGAAGUAGGAUCCAAGAAUGCAGCAAUGAUUGUACACCAGCUUGGAGACAUUUCAGCGCCGAACUUCUUACUGUAAGAGUUUGGUUUUGACGUUAGAGGGAUGACCAGUGGAUUUGUUUUUCCUAAACAAGGGGUUACAGAUAACAUGAACACAUUCUGUGUUGUAAUAAACCUGAACCAUCAUUAUGGCUGAAGAGGAUCGGAGAUCAUUUGGCAGGUUGGUGACGUUCUCGUGUGUGUAUCACACACAUUUCCGGUGUGGUGUGUUUUUUUUUUUUUAAGUUUCAUUUUGUUGGUUUUAUACCACAAUCCUGUUGCAGGCAUAUUUUUGUUGAGGUUUUUCUUUUGUCGGGGUAAACGGUUUGAGAACUUUUUAUUUACUCCCUGGAGUGCAAUUUUUUUUUUUUUUAAAGAAUUAAAAUAAAAUAAUUUUUUUAAAAAAGAAUUGGGUGCAUUUUGUCCAAAG